AUGCCGUCGCAGCUCGAGGAAGAGGUGGCUCAGCGCCUCGCCACGUCGUUGAGCCUGCCCAACGCCAACGAGCUCAUGGCGCAGCGGGUCAUUGCUCUGUCCAGAUCCCUGCCUACAGACAAGGCGUUCGUCAAUGCUGCACGCGCCUUUGGUCGAUUUGACGAGGCCUUUCUCGUGGGGCUCCGAAGCUUCAUCGCAUCACACGCGGACCAGAGCAGCGGCGCCUCCAACAAUGGCGCUGGCUCGGACGCAUCAGCAUCUUCCACACACACACGGCAACCCGAGAGGGCUGGUCUGGCCACCUUGGGCGGCGAAAAGCAUGUAUUUCGCUCCAACAAGCCGAAGAGCUCCCUUUCGGCCCUUUCGGGCACAGCAGCAAAGCGCGCAGACACCCGAGAUGCGCCAUCCUCCCAUCCAUCCGACGCCAACCACUCUGCGAAACGUCCACGCAUCUCCAGCACGCAGCUCAGCCAUCUCGAUGAGGAGCCAGAAACGCCUGCACCAAAAGCAGCGUCAUCGGAUCCAGUCUUCAAAGCACCUGCAAGGCCCGCCUCCCACGCUCAGGCGCAAGCCCGACCUCGUGGCAGUGAAACGCCCAGCCAUCCAGGUGGUCUCACCGAGACCGCUGCACGCCGACUCGAAGAGCAUCGUCGAAAGCGCGCCAUGGCUGCAGAAUCAUCGGCAAAAGCGAAGCAGGCGGCGUCGAGCUCCACUUCAUCCUCUAGUGCAGCAUCCGCGUCCUCUGCCUCCCGACCCGCCGAUGCAAGGUCCGACCCACGUCAAGCUUACGGACGCAACCAAGACUCUGAACGAUAUCGUCGCGAAAGCGAACGCGACCACCGUAACGGCCGAACACAGCAGCCAGACACGGGUUCCUCAAAUCGCUUCGACCGUCGCACGUGGGACUCGACGCCGCGAAAUUUGCCAAACAGAGACGAUGCCCGCGACCGAUGGUCGCCACGAACGUCCGACACGCCAGGCUCAUCGCGUCGAUCCGACGGCAGUCUCGCUUCGACACGGUCUGCCGGCUCGCGUCGCUGGGACGAGACACCGUCCCGGAACGCACGCUCGCCCUUGCCGUCAAACCUUGACGACAACGCCGAAAGGGAAAGCACGGACUGGGACCAGGACGACCGCCAGCUGGAUCGCGAGUGGUACGACAUGGAAGAGGGCGGCGUAGCAGCAGACGAAGAGCACAAUCCCUUCGCCCAGUACGAAGAUAUGACGGGACAAGUCGCAGCACCACUCGCUGCCAAGAAGGACAAGGUGACUGCGCGUCAGGCACAGUACAACGCCGACUCGGACGCCUGGGAACGCAACCGCCUCCAGACCAGUGGCGUCGGCCCGCGAUCCGCCAUCGACCUCGACAACAUGGACGACGACGCCGAGAGCCGCGUGCACCUGCUCGUCCACGAUCUCAAGCCCCCCUUUUUGGACGGCAAGACCGUCUUCACCAGGCAGCUCGAGCCCAUCAAUCCAGUCAAAGAUGGCCUGUCCGACAUGGCCGUCUUUGCGCGCAAGGGCAGCCGUCUGGUGCGCGAGACACGCGAAAAGGCAGAGCGCGCCAAGGCAGCUGGCAAAGUCGCCGCCAUGGGCGGCACCACCCUCGGCAACAUCCUCGGCGUCAAAGCGGACGACGACCAGGAUGACCCUGCUCCGAACCAGACUGCCCCAACCAACGGUGCUCAAAGUGACAAGGCGGCAACAGCCGAAACGACGGACGAGAACGAGGGCCGGGGCGACUCGCAGUUUGCCAAGCACCUCAAAUCUUCCACGGGUGGCUCCGAGUUCAGCCGUACCAAGACGCUCAAAGAGCAACGCCAGUUCCUGCCUGCGUUUGCAUGUCGCGACGAUCUCAUGCGCAUCAUCCGCGAGAAUCAGGUGAUUGUCGUAGUGGGCGAGACCGGCUCGGGCAAGACGACGCAGCUGGCGCAGUUCCUUCACGAAGACGGCUACACGCAGUACGGCAUGAUCGGAUGCACGCAGCCGCGGCGUGUGGCAGCGAUGAGCGUGGCCAAGCGUGUGAGCGAAGAGAUGGAGUGCAAGCUCGGCGGCACCGUCGGCUACUCGAUCCGCUUCGAGGACUGCACGAGCAGCGAAACCAAGAUCAAGUACAUGACCGACGGCGUGCUGCUGCGCGAGAGCCUCAACGAAGGCGAUCUGGAUCGGUACAGCGCCAUCAUCCUAGACGAGGCGCACGAGCGCUCGCUCAGCACCGACGUGCUCAUGGGUCUCCUGCGCAAGAUCCUUCAGCGUCGACGAGACCUCAAGCUCAUCGUCACCUCGGCCACCAUGAAUGCCGACAAGUUUGCCGCGUUCUAUGGUGGUGCACAGACCUUUACGAUUCCAGGACGAACGUUCCCCGUGGAUGUGCUGUUUAGCAAGACGCCGUGCGAGGACUACGUGGACAGCGCGGUCAAGCAAGCAUUGUCGAUCCACCUCUCGCAUCCCAAGGGCGAUAUCCUGGUGUUCAUGACGGGGCAGGAGGAUAUCGAGGUGACGUGCCAGGUGAUCCAGGAGCGGCUCGAGCAGAUUGACGAUGCGCCGCCUCUGCUGGUGCUGCCGAUCUACUCGCAGAUGCCCGCCGACCUGCAGGCCAAGAUCUUUGAUGCGGCCGAGAACGGCGAGCGCAAGUGCAUCGUUGCCACCAACAUUGCCGAGACCUCGCUCACCGUCGAUGGCAUCAUGUACGUCGUCGAUGCCGGCUACUACAAGCUCAAGGUGUACAAUCCCAAGGUGGGCAUGGACUCGCUGCAGAUCACGCCGAUCUCGCAGGCGAAUGCCAACCAGCGCUCCGGACGAGCGGGUCGCACGGGAAGCGGCACGGCGUAUCGACUGUAUACCGAGAUGGCGUUCCGCAACGAGCUGUUUGCCAACACGAUCCCCGAGAUCCAGCGCACCAACCUGGCCAAUACGGUGCUGAUGCUCAAGGCGCUCGGCGUGAGCAAUCUGCUCGAGUUUGACUUUAUGGAUCCGCCGCCACAGGAGACCAUGCUGACGAGCAUGUACCAGCUGUGGGUGCUGGGUGCGCUCAACAAUGUGGGCGAGCUGACGCCUCUGGGUCGCAAGAUGGGCGAGUUCCCCAUGGAGCCUUCGCUGUCCAAGAUGCUCAUCACGAGUGUCGAGUACGGAUGCUCGGUGGAGAUGCUUACGAUUGUCAGCAUGCUGUCGGUGCCGUCGGGAUUCUACCGACCCAAGGAGCGACAGGAGGAGAGCGAUGCUGCGCGCGAGCGCUUCUUUGUGGCCGAGAGUGACCACCUGACGCUGCUGCAUGUGUACAACCAGUGGCGCAACAACGGCUAUCGCGAUUCGUGGUGCAAUCGUCACUUUCUGCAUCCCAAGACGCUGCGCAAGGCACGCGAGGUGCGCGCACAGCUCGAGGACAUCAUCAAGUCGCAAAAGCUGCGCCUCGUGUCGUGCGAUACCGACUGGGACGGCAUCCGCAAAUGCAUCGCCGCCGGCUAUUUCCACCAAGCUGCGCGAUCGGCAGGCAUUGGAGAGUAUGCAAACUGCCGCACGGGCAUCAAGAUGCAUCUGCAUCCAACAUCGGCUUUGUACGGACUCGGAUAUUCGCCCGAGUAUGUCGUGUACCACCAGGUGGUACUUACGUCCAAGGAGAUGAUGAAUACCGUCACUCAGGUGGAUCCACACUGGCUAGCCGAGCUCGGCGGUGCUUUCUACUCGAUCAAGGAGCGCAAUGCUACCACGGGCGCUGCAAGGGCCAAGCGCACCGGCGACCUCGACAGGCUCGCAAGCAUCGAGGAGCAGAUGCAGAAGGACCGCUCGCAGCAGCUCGAGCACGAAAAGCAGCAGCGUGACCGCAGCCAGCUCAGCCGGGCAGCUCAAACUCCCGCUAUCGCCACCCCUGGCGCCACGCCCAUGCGAUCCCGCGGCAGGCGUUUCUAG
Messenger RNA from Moesziomyces antarcticus, 3906 nucleotides. Its product is annotated as pre-mRNA splicing factor. The record is from RefSeq and is a predicted model, not a curated record. Gene Ontology annotation, cellular component: spliceosomal complex; intracellular anatomical structure. Gene Ontology annotation, biological process: mRNA splicing, via spliceosome. Gene Ontology annotation, molecular function: RNA binding; ATP binding. NCBI's taxonomy places the organism in Eukaryota, Fungi, Basidiomycota, Ustilaginomycetes, Ustilaginales, Ustilaginaceae. The transcript has a single exon. The coding region runs from base 1 to 3906 and encodes 1301 amino acids.